Molecule: messenger RNA, 2442 nt
Organism: Trichechus manatus latirostris (Florida manatee)
Lineage: Eukaryota; Metazoa; Chordata; Mammalia; Sirenia; Trichechidae
Gene: FMC1
Product: formation of mitochondrial complex V assembly factor 1 homolog
Exons: 2
Coding region: 48-389 (113 amino acids)
Cellular component (GO): mitochondrion
Source: RefSeq, a predicted model, not a curated record
AGGGGCGUGGGCGCCGCCGAUAGCUAGCUUCGGGGACGGCCGGGAAAAUGACGGCCUUGGGGUCACCGGCGCGCACGUUGCGGGGCCUUCUGCGGGAGCUGCGCCACCUGAGCGCAGCCACCGGCCGACCCUAUCGCGACACCGCGGCCUAUCGGUACCUCAUGAAGGCUUUUCGUGCACAUCAGGUCACCAGUGAGAAGCUGUGCAGAGCCCAACAUGAGCUUCACUUCCAAGCCGCCACCUAUCUCUGCCUGCUACGCAGUGUCCGGGAACACAUGGCCCUGCAUCAGGAAUUUCACGGCAAGGGCGAGCGCUCAGUGGAGGAGUCUGCUGGCUUGGUGGGUCUCCAGUUGCCCCGUCAGCCUGGAGGGAAGGGCUGCGAGCCAUGAAAAUGGAGAUUUCCUUGAACACUUCCUUCAUACGAUAAUUUAAUCAUUUCUGUCUAUAUGUAUUUAUCAUUAAAUUGUUUUAAAGUCUGAGGCUUUUCUCUAUAGUUUUGUUGACUGGUUCUUAGAACAAUAAGCUGGAGAAGUUUUCAUUUUUACUCUCAGUGGAUUUACUGAACUUCAUACACUAGGCUGAUUGGUAUUCUUGACCUACUUUUCAAAGUAUUUUUUUUUUUUUAUUUUAAAGGUAAUAUAAGCCUUUUUUUUCCUCUUACAAGCCUGUUUUAAGGAAUUCAGAUGGUAUAGACAUAUGAAAGCCCUCUUUUCCCUUGCCCCGCCCCAUCUCCAUUACCAGGUGGUAACCAUUACUAACAGUUUAGUUUCUUUCCAGAUAUUUUCUGUCCGUAUACAAACGUACAAUUAUACAUAUACAUGUUAUUAAAAAAAUACAGAAGUGUGAUGCAUCAGGGUCCUGGCAGGAACCAAGUAGCACACUCAGGGUUAUCGAGGAGAAUUGAUGAAGGAGUACAUAUAAAGAUCGGGGCUGAAUUAUGGUAAGUCAGCGAGAUGCUGGAGCUCCUAGGGGCUAGCAGCAGUGGGGAGCUGUUGCCUCUCCUAGGCCUGACAGGAACAGCCACCACUACAGCCUGCUGGGAGGGUUGAAGGGGAGGUGGUGAUAUGAUACUUCCCUCCAUUUACCUUCUGAUCUCCCUGUCAAAUUGCUCUUCCUCUUGAACUCUCUAUUGGCGCCAAUUGCUCUGCCACACACUUGGCUGGCCAAGUGAAAACAAGCUUCACUGUAUUCCUCUCUCCUCACUCUCCACAUCUAAUCAGUUACCAGUUUCUGCUUCUGUAGUAGGUCAAAUCUCCUUUUCCCCUUCUCUGCCCUCACUGCCUCUGCCUUAGUUCCAGCACUGAUAAUCUUUUGGCUGAACUAUUAAAAUAAUUCCCUAAAUGAUCCCCUUGUUUCUAAUGCCCUGAAAUAAGAGUUCUUUUUCUGUGGCUCCUUUAUGGUAUACGCCAGAGCCCUAGUGGCACAGCGGUUAAGUGCUACAGCUGCUAACCAAAAGGUCAGUAGUUUGAAUCCACCAGCCCUAUGGCGCAGUUCUACAAUGUCCUAUAGGGUCGCUAUGGGUUGGAAUUGACAACAAUGGGGUUAUGGUAUAUGCCAGUUAUAAUUGUAGGUAUGUCUUAAAACCUCUUUUCCCUUGGACCAUGUCUCAUUCAUUUUUGUAGUGUCCAAAUCACCUUCCACAGUAACGCAUGCAUAGCAUACACUCAAUAAAUGUUUUUGAAUGUAUGGGUCAGCUAGCUGAGGAGUAUAACUGAACAACAGAACUAUUCAUAAAGCAUUUCAAAACACCAUCUCUUUCAUUUAAGAGAUUAAUAGUAUUAAGAGGUCAAACAAACAUUCAAUGGGUCAAAAAGACAAAUGUUCAACAUGCAUUUCUUGUUCCUUGCUUUAUUUCAUGGGCAUGUGUUUGUUAGUAUUGUCUAAAGAUGGUUUAUACUUCAGUUAGAGUGAAGAAAGCAAAAGGAUCAGGCUAUGUUGAGGAAGUUCUGAUUUCCUUUGUGGUUACGAUAUUGUAUAUACACUAAAACUUCAAAAGAGAUUUGAGGCAGAAUUCCUAACAGGGUAAGAAAGAAGUAUUACGGGUUUGGACUCACAUAGACCUAGGUCGUAAUCUAGCUUUACACUUUACCAGCUGUGUAAUCCUGGGCAGGUUAGUUGGCCUGAGCUUCUUCCUGCUUCUGUGGAACAGGAAGCUCUACCUCAUCAGGUGGUUGUGACUAAGUAAGAACAGUGUGUAUAUAAAGCACUUGCACAGCGCGUGAGUGCCUGACAAAAAGAAAAUCUUAACCGUUGUCAGUUUUUUACUCUCAUUCCAUUUUUUUCUUGUUCACCCUUCUCUAAGCCCACCAGUCUUCAGAAGACAAGUUAUUUCUUAUGGUUUAAAUAAUUCACUCAGACUAUUUUCUGUCCACAUAUAAUCAAUCUGUAUGUCCUAUUAACAGUGUCGUGAUCAAGAAUUAGCUGAACUCCCAGAAGGCAGAA